CACAAAGAGGCGACUUUUUGACCAGGUUAUGCUGGUCAGGCGUAUGGAAGAGGAGAAAGUCAUCAUUGUGAAGGAGAUGACCCAGCAUUGUCAAAAUCUGAGGCAGGCACUGGACAAACUGGACCACCUCCUUCAUCAGACAAAAGACGACAUCAGGAACCAAAAAACUGAGCAGAGUCACCAGCACCUACAGCUGUAUUGGCACGGACUCGUCUUUUCUCAUGAUGGAGGAAGACAUUGAAGACGUUGAUGAGGACAACGAACAGGACGGUGAUGAGGACAACGAACAGGACGGUGAUGAGGACAACGAACACGACGGUGAUGAGGACAACAAACAGGACGGUGAUGAGGACCAAACGAACAGGACGGUGAUGAGGACAACGAACACGACGGUGAUGAGGACAACAAACAGGAAGGUGAUGAGGGACAACGAACAGGACGGUGAUGAGGAUAAACGAACACGACGGUGAUGAGGAUAACGAACACGACGGUGAUGAGGAUAACGAACACGACGGUGAUGAGGAUAACAACAAACAGGACGGUGAUGAGGACAAUGAACACGACGGUGAUGAGGACAACAAACAGGACAACGAACAGGACUUAACAAGUCUAUUGUAUUGUGUUGUAUGCAUGUGAACGUAUUAAAACGAGUAUUACGAUUUAA
Gymnodraco acuticeps is the source of this 664-nucleotide messenger RNA. RefSeq lists its product as uncharacterized. Lineage: Eukaryota; Metazoa; Chordata; Actinopteri; Perciformes; Bathydraconidae. The transcript is spliced from 2 exons. The record is from RefSeq and is a predicted model, not a curated record. The coding region runs from base 222 to 470 and encodes 82 amino acids.